GAUGGCAUCGCUAGCCUCUCAGUGGCCACACGCGUUCAUGCGCACAGCAGAGAGCAUCACUCUGCACUACGUGGAUGUGGGGCCCCGGGAUGCACUGCCCGUUGUGCUGGUGCACGGCUGGCCCGAUCUCUGGUUCGGGUGGAGGCACCAAAUCCAAGCGUUGCAGUCGUCCUACCGUCUCAUUGUACCUGACCUCCGUGGCUUUGGUCAGAGCUCCACGCCGCAACACGUCGAAGCUUAUGGCGCCAAGAACGUCACAAAUGACUUGGCUGCACUCUUGGAUGGUCUGAACAUUGAGAAAGCGGUGCUUCUCGGUCACGACUGGGGUGGAGGAAUGGUAUGGCGCAUGUGUCUUUAUCAUCCUGAGCGCGUGAUUGCUGUCGGUGCUGUGUGCACCGCCUACACACCGCCAGCUAAGUGCCUGAUGCCUCUGGACGUUGUCGUUGCCAAAGUCCCGUAUUUCUCCUACCAGAAAAUAUUGGCAGAUGCCGAAAACACGGGCAAGAUGUGGAUACUGCCUCCACGUCGCUCCUUACUGGCUGGGUUCCGUAAACACUCGGAGGAUGAGUCCGACGCUGGAAGACGGCAAGAUGCCGAUUAUCGGUACGCUUCAAGGCGUGACGAGCUCCAGCGAUCCCGAUCUUCACUCAGCGACCAGUACAAACACUCCAAGUUCCAGAGCACGUGCCAAUACUAUGCAACUCGAGAGAUUGACUUCAAGGACGAACUGGGAAUGUCUCCAAUCAUCAACCACCCUGCGCUAUUCAUUGCUGCGGCGAAUGAUCACGUACUUAAACCCGAGUUGGCGAGCAAGAUGCAUCGUUUUCUGCCUAAUUUGGAGACGCACGUUGUGAACGACGCUGGUCACUGGGUCUUGUGGGAGCAGAAGAAGCGAGUGAAUGCAAUUCUCAAGGCGUGGCUGGACAAGCUCCCGGCUUCUGGAGAUACUCGUAGCAAGCUAUAA
Molecule: messenger RNA, 964 nt
Organism: Phytophthora infestans T30-4
Lineage: Eukaryota; Oomycota; Peronosporomycetes; Peronosporales; Peronosporaceae
Product: epoxide hydrolase, putative
Exons: 6
Coding region: 2-964 (320 amino acids)
Molecular function (GO): hydrolase activity
Source: RefSeq, a predicted model, not a curated record